UUUUUCUCUUUGGCAGUUUAUCAUAAAAUCUCAACAUAUGAAUUCAUAGUGAGUUCUCGAGAGCAAAGAUCUGAAGCUUCUGAUGUGGAGGCUGGCACAGAUAAACCCUCUUCAUGCAAACAGUCAAAUAAGAAAAUGUUUAAGGUGGGUUUGCCACAAAGUGACUUUCAGUUUGUUUCAUCCUUAACCAAGGACAUGAUGUGUCACACACCCUGACAUGAUAAUUAGCAGGUUUCAUGGAAAACAGGAAAUUUCAAGAAGUGACCAUGCAGGCAAAGUCAUGGAACAUGACGAACUCAAGAAAGUACAAUUGUAUGAACCCUGAUUAAGCAUAUACUAGGGUAUCUAAAAGAUAGUAAUGCUGCGGCACAUUCUGUUGAUACUGGCAUUAGUUAGGCAGUGGGACUUAAACGAAUCGAAAAUGACAUUGAAUGUCCUAUUUACAUGUUGGAAAGUACUAGAAUAAUUACUAUCAGUCUAUAUAAAUAACUCGUGGGAACGUUGUUUAAAAAAUGAUCAAGUGGUUAUCAAUUCUGGUUUUCCCACAGUAAAUUGUAGGAAAUGAUAGAAAUUCAGAUUGUUUAUCCAUAUAUUUAAUAUAGGGUGUACUAUCUUUUCUCUGGAAACAUGAUACUUUUCUUGCAGUUUAUUGCAUUUUAUUAAGUAACAGUUAUUUAGCUAUAUAUUUAUAGAAAACAACAACACAAAAAAACAGAAAAAAAAAAGAAAGAAGGAAAAAAAGAGUUCGGUAGGAUUCGAACCCGGCCUCAUCGGCUUGACGCGACUACACCUCACCACUACACCACAGAGACUGGUUACGUAAUUUGGCGAAAAGUCUUUACUUUAAUUCCUUUUCCGUGAAACUUCCGCAGGCAAGAUGAUCGCCAGCCGCAUUAAUCGAGCUAUUAACAGCAAAAAACAAUGUAAACGCAUAUUCCAUGGCAAUGAAUGAAUGAAAGAACAUAAUUAUUCUUUUCAAAACGCCGAUACACGUCCUCGUCUGCAACGUAGGACACAAAACAUAUGUUUUGUUAUCUCGAUUUCCGCUGUUAUUUUCAAGCGAAUGGUCAAAAUCACAUCCAUUUUCGGCUAAUACAGGUUCUUAAGAAUAGCAUGGCAUGACAUUUUCUCACUUUCACAUCACCUUCUAGCAAGCUGGAAUUUGUAUAUCCCCCGUGUUGCGGAGUCGAAGAGCAAAUACUCAUCUUCUCGUCAGGUUUAACACCUGGACGAGUCAAAGGCUCUUGAAUUGAAAUCCAAUCCCCAAGUUAACCAUCGUACUCAUCUGAAAGACUCCUGCGUGUCUUGAAUUUGGUAAGACCUCUAACCGUGCUGUAGAAAAUUUGCUACAAAGAAAACUCUGAGUCUGGGCAGCGAACGAUGCGAACUUCCCCGUGUUUUUAUUUGACUUGUUCGUGGCGCAAUGCACUCUGGUUAAAUGCAAUGCAUUGUGGUAAAAAGUGUGGUUAAAUGCAAUGCAUUGUGGUAAAAAGUGAUGAAUUCGAGAAUUCGUCGCCCCUUAUAUAUUUCCCUUAAAUCCUGAUUAUGUUGCUGCUCGCUCCCUACGGUCGCUCCACAGCAAAUAUAAUAGUAUAAAUUCCAACUGGCUGGAGGUUUAUCAGUUGGGUAUGUUAUCAAGCAUGAUCAAGGAGAUAGUUAACUAGGGUAUCUAAAAGAUAGUAAUGCUGCGGCACAUUCUGUUGAUACUGGCAUUAGUUAGGCAGUGGGACUUAAACGAAUCGAAAAUGACAUUGAAUGCCCCAUUUACAUGUUGGAAAGUACUAGAAUAAUUACUAUCAGUCUAUGGAAAGAACUCGUGGGAACCUUGUUUAGAAAAUGAUCAGGUGGUUAUCAACUCUGGUUUUCCCACAGUAAAUUGUAGGAGGUGAUAGAAAUUCAGAUUGUUUAUCCAUAUAUUUAAUAUACGGUGUACUAUCUUUUCUCUAGAAACACGAUCCUUUUCUUACUGUUUAUUGCACUUUAUUAAGUAACAGUUAUUUAGCUAUAUAUUUAUAGAAAACAACAACACAAAAAACGGGAAAAAAAAGAAAGAAGGAAAAAAGAAUUCAGUAGGACACGAACCCUGUACCAUCGGCUCGACGCGACUACACCUAACCACUACACCACAGAGACUGAUGACAUAAGUUGGCGAAAAGUCUUUAAUUUAAUGCCUUUUCCAUGAAACUUCCGCCGGCAAGAUGAUGGCCAGCCACAUUAAUCGAGCUAUUAACAGUAAAAAAACAAUGUAAACGCUUAUUCCAUGGCAAUGAAUGAAUGAAAGAACAUAAUUAUGCUUUUCAAAACACCGAUACACGUCCUCGUCUGCAGCGUAGGACACAAAACAUAUGUUUUGUUAUCUCGAUUUCCGCUGUUGUUUUGAAGGGAAUGGUCAAAAAUCACAUCCAUUUUCGGCUCAUACAGGUUCUUAAGAAUAGCAUGGCAUGACAUUUUCUCACUUUCACAUCACCUUCUAGCAAGCUGGAAUUUGUAUAUCCCCCGUGUUGCGGAGUGGAAGAGCAAAUGCUCAUCUUCUCGUCAGGUUUAACACCUGGACGAGUCAAAGGCUCUUGAAUUGAAAUCCAAUCCCCAAGUUAACCAUCGUACUCAUCUGAAAGACUCCUGCAUGUCUUAAAUUUGGUAAGACCUCUAACCGUGCUGUAGAAAAUUUGCUACAAAGAAACCCCGAGUCUGGGCAGCGAAUGAUGCUAUUUAUUUGAGUUGUUCGUGGCGCAAUGCACUCUGGUUAAAUGCAAUGCAUUGUGGUAAAAAGUGAUGAAUUCGAGAUUUCGUCGCCCCUUAUAUAUUUCCUUUAAAUCCUGUUUAUGUUGUUGCUCGCUCCCUACGGUCGCUCCGCAGCAAUUAGUACUACCAAGAAUCAAAUCAAGUCAGUGAUCAGGGCAAAGUCCAAUGUGCUGACCACUCCGUCCCGCUGGCUCCAAUUUCGUUGGCGGGGCUGUCACUCAGGACUGGGGGGAGGGGAGGGAGCAGGGAUUUUCCUUGGCUUCUUUGAGCAUGAUCACUCACUUUAUUAAGGGAAAAAAACGUGAAAUCUUAGUGACUUAGUGACUGCCCUUCAUUGGCAAAUCGAUCAGUGUAAAACGCAGACUGCGGACUGCAGACUGCGGACCAGGGGUAAAAUGCAGACUGUGUGUAAAAUGAAGACUGCAGACUAAGAGUAAAACGCAGACUGGGGUAAAAUGCAGACCGAGCAUAAAAUGUAGUCGUGGAAGGGUUUAAGGCCAAAGAAAUCCCGCAAAUACAUGUAAACGAACACUUACUAGACGAUAUCUGCUUUCACAAAUCCAUUCCUUUCUUCUCUGGAACGUCGACGACGACCCGAAAACAUAAUCGCAAUCUUGAACCUUUUUUUUGCCCGUCCGAGAGACUUCACGCCUCAACUUUAGAAGCGAAGUUUUGGAUAUACGUGGCCAGGGACCGUGAAUUGGUACAACACAGGGCGGGUACAACACCACGAUAUUUACGCUUAAAUGAAAGCUGCUGACCCAAAAUACUGUACAGGAAGAAUUAUGGCAAUAAAAAAAGGGAGUAAAUUAUUGCAACAACAAAGAAAGAUGUUCUGCAGGAAAUCUGGAUGACCUUCUAUGAAAGUAUUGCAAAUCAAGGUACGCAGACUUAAGCUGUUGGGAUGUUUAUUGAAACUUCUGGGGAAUGUGCAAUGCACUUCGACUAGGAAGCGAAUUGUGUAACUGAUACCGGCUGGCUAUUCACCGAUUUGGAGACGAAGGAGCACAAAUGUUUAAAAAAGUCUACUGUCUUUAUUCUGCAUUUUGCACCCAGCCUGCGUUUUACUGUUAGUCUGCAGUCUGCAUUUUACACUCAGUCUGCAUUUUACCCCUGGUCCGCAGUCUGCGUUUUACACUGACCGAUUGGCAAAUCCUUGCAAUGUAAUAAAAAACCCUUAACUUUCUCUCUUGUAGAAUAAAGUAAAGCCUGAAGAAGAGAGGACAGAGAAUGAUGAACCUCAAAGGUGAGGUUACAAAAAUGGUGCUUUAAAACCAAGUAUUCAAAAAAUAAUCAAUUGAUUUUAAUUUUAUUAUUGAUCAUUAAUAAUUCAUUUGCCUCUGGCAUGGCCGGAAAAUUGGGGUGGAUACUGGCAGGUCUAAAGCAUAGAUCACAUUUCAUAGGUCAAGAGUACAGGUCACUGCUCCAUCAAUAAAUUACCAAACCACAUAGAUUCCCCUUGAUCAAAUAGAGCAUUUUUAAGUUAAGGGUUUAAUAAUAUAUAUAGGAGACACUCUUUUAGCUGUUCAUUAAUUUAUCUGUAUCUGACCUGUGGAAAAGUGACCUGUAUUUUAGCUCCGCCAGUAGGCACCAUGUAGCUUCAACUAGCCCCAAACGUUUUUUCCCAUAAUGUUUUUGGUAAAAUGAACCUUAUGAACCCAUUUUAUUUAUUUAUUUUUUUUAAAAAGUAGAUAUCUCUAUUAACUUGACACGAGCAACCAGUUCCACCUCUGUUGGCUAACACAAGUUUUUACAAAAUUUCUUUUAUUCAUUAUUUGAGAAUUGAAAUAAGUGAUCAUGGUGCUUCUGAAGGGUCUGAUGAUACUCUACCAAAUGAAACAACUGUAAAGUUUAUUAAUGAAGUCAGCUCCAAGGUGAGUCAUUUACUAGUCCUAAGAGGCUAUCAAUCAUGGUCAAGAAAGUUCUUUUGAAACUGUCUGCUUACGAAGUGCUUGACUAAUCAUUUAUAACUGUAAUUAAAGUAACUGAAAAAUUGCCUGCUCAUUAAUAAUACUUCAGAAUCCUGUACAUUUUACAGAGAAAUAUACAAAAUGAAUACAAAAAAUGGUUAGUUAUUAUAUAAUCGUCGAGGAGCCAGAUUUACAAAACCUUCCUAAUUUAACCCUUUCUUUUCCAAGAAUGCCCCAAUUGACAGGGCUAAUUAUUUAACAAGCUGAUACAUUUUAUGCUGCUAUGCUGCACAUCUAUUAAGCUAGAAGAUUGACAUGUUUGCAGAUGGAUUGACUUGAUGGACAAUAAUUUCCUGGAAUAUUAUGCAGACAUGCUAGCACACUAACAAUAGUGUGUCAUUGAAGUUUGUCUAUAUUCCAUGCUUAUCUUAGGUUUUUGGACCAACUUUUGAUGGAGGGUGUCUUGUAGAGCCCUACCACUCCAGUCAUCUUAUUUCUUAUAUGUCUUUACUCUACUUUUACAUCAGGCUGCUGCCAAGCAGAACAGAUCCAAUGUAGAAGAAGAUACCAUAAAGCAACAGGAUUAUUCAACUAUCACAAGCCCUGAUACUGCUCAUUACUCACCCCAAGGAAUUACAGAAUGUGCAUCAUCUUCAGAGGAGAGCCUUAAAGAAAUUACACCCCCAUCCACUUCCCCUCGAGUAGAGGUUAAACAGCCAGCUAGCAUAAUCACAUCACAGCUUCAAGAGACAAUUUCAAGCAAUCAAUACCAAAGUGAAUUAUCUUUUAAUCCAGGACCUAGGAGGGUUUCCAUGAUAACUUUUAAUGACCAAGUAGAAGAACUUGUUCCCAGUUCUCAGGGAAAGAAAAAGAAAAAGACCAAGGUGAGUGAAGAUGCAAAUACAAACACAUUGAAAAGUGGAGAUUAUGAACUUACUGCAGUCAACAGAGAAAAUGCUAUGCUGGGCAGGAUACUGUUGAUGCUGUUACACCAAGGAAAAAGAAGAAGAAGAAACCUAAAGCAAACUCCCCCGACAGCCAACCCCCUUUUGUUAGACGCCCAUUGCCACAAUUGCCACCACAAG
Messenger RNA from Porites evermanni, 5737 nucleotides. Lineage: Eukaryota; Metazoa; Cnidaria; Anthozoa; Scleractinia; Poritidae. The record is from the annotation of a GenBank genome assembly.